AGCUAGGACAGUCACCUGUAAGUUUCGUCUCUCCUGUUCGGCUGUUCCUCCUGCAGGGGCAAGCAUAGAGAAGAAGCACAAAUUGAUCGAGCUUUUGCAUCUGGUGGAGCUCAAUGGCGUCCGAGAAAUCCAAUAGCAAGCCGUGGGAGUACACCCUGCGCAAGUACCUGCUGCUGAUGGCCACGGUGGCGGCGGCGCUGACGUACGCCGCGGCGUUCAGCCCUCCGGGGGGAGUGUGGCAGGACACCGGCGACGGCCACCUCGCCGGCGACCCCAUCAUCCGGGACACCCACUACCGCCGGUACCUGGUGUUCUUCUACUGCAACGCCACCGCGUUCGCCUCGUCGCUCGUGGUCAUCGUCCUCAUCCUCCUCCUCUCCGUGCUGCACGAGAACUUCAAGGAGAACAUCUGGCGGCGCACCACCCUCCUGCCCCUGCGGGUGGUCAUGGUGCUCGACCUGCUCAGCCUCAUGGGCGCCUACGCCGCCGGCACCUGCCGGGACGCGGUCACCACCGUGUACAGCUCGCUGCUCGUGGCCGCCGUCUUCGCCUACCUCAUGGUCCAGACGGCACUGGCGUCGGCGUCGGCGCCGGAGAAGCGCGCCGCCGCCGACCCCGCCGCCACCAACGCCGACGCCGGCGACCGUGACCUGGUCGGCGAGCGGCCGCGCAAGGUCCUGAUGCUGCUCGCGACGUUCGCGAUCAGCGUCACGUACGUGUCCGGGCUGAGCACGCCCGGCGGCUUCUGGGACGGCAGCCAGCCCGGCCGCCGCGCCGGCGACGCCAUCCUGGAGGAUUACAACCGCGCCCGCCUGGUGGCGUUCUUCCUCGGCAACACCACGGCGUUCGUGGCGUCGCUGGUCAUCAUCCUGCUGCUCCUGGACAAGAAGCUGCGCUUCACCGCCAGCGUGCGCUCCGUCGAGCUCUACGGGUGCAUCGUCGUCGCGCUGGUCGGGCUCGUCGUGGCGUACGCCGCCGGGAGCUGCAGGGACGCCGAGACCACGGCCUACGUCGUCGUCCUGGUCACUCUUGUCCUGGGAUCCAUGGUGUUCCUGCUAGGGCUUACUUUACCGGUGGCUCUCGCUGCACGUGUCCUGGCAGCCAUACGCAACGGCUGUCAACGGCUAGUAGGCAUCUACGCAGCAGCAUCGAAGUGUUUGCCCUGUCUCAGGCAUCAAGCUAGAGAAAGGCAUGCUGACAAUGGCAGGGAGGAACAACUUAACGAAUCGAUGGAGAAGGCUCGCUCCCUCGUUCUACUGCUCGGCACCCUCGCAACGAGCGUCACUUACCAGGCGGGGCUGGACCCACCAGGCGGCGUCUGGCAGGACGACGGAGACGGCCACAUGGCCGGCGACCCGAUCCUCCUGACGACGAACCCCAGGCGGUACAAGGCAUUCUACUACUUCAACUCCACCGCCUUCAUGGCUUCCUUGGCCGCCAUCGUCCUGGUCCAGAAGAGGUCCGCGCUCAAGCACGGCACGCUGGAGGCCGCCAUGAUCCUCGACCUCUUUGCCCUCAUCGGCGCGUACGCCACCGGGAGCUGCCGGGACGUGGGAACAUCCAUCUACGUCAUGGCAAUGGCCGCUGGCGUCGUUGUCUACGUGGCGAUCCAUGUCGUCGUCUUCUUCACGCUCGGCCGCCACAAGGAGAGGAGUGGUGGCGGCGACGAUGACGACAUGGUCGAGAAGAGGCGCAAGCGACUGCUCGUCUUCGCCAUCUUGGCGGCGACCAUCACCUACCAGGCAGGGCUAACCCCGCCGAGCGGCUUCUGGCCUGAGGACGACGGCGUGCUCGGCCACCGCGCCGGCGAGCCGGUGCUCCUCUCCAAUUACCCGCGCCGCUACAGGGCCUUCUUCUACAGCAACUCGCUGAGCUUCAUGUCAGCCAUCGCUCACAUCCUGCUCCUCGUGCACCCGAGGCUGUACAGGCCGGCGAUCCGGAGCUACGCGCUGUCCGUGUGCACGGCGGCGGGUCUGCUGGGUCUCAUGGCCGCCUACGCCGCCGGAAGCACGCAGCAUCUGAAGACGUCCAUAUACAUAUUCGUGCUGGCGUUCCUGGUUGUCGUGUUUCUAGCGGUGCUGCUCUUCGUAGGGAAGAAGAUGAUGACCGGCGACGUCGGAGAUGAGCCCGCCACUGAAUCAGGCGGUGCCGGCGGCGGAGGAGAGGAGACGGGAACAACCGACGCAGCCAUCGAAGCAGGAGGAGAUGGCGACAAAAAAUGUAAGGACGAAAAGCACGCUAAGAGCAAGUACCUGAUGCUGCUCGGCAUCCUCAUGGCGAGCGUGACCUACGCGGCCGGCCUGGAGCCGCCGGGCGGCGUGUGGCAGAGCGACGGCGAGGGCCACACCGCCGGGGACUCGGUGCUCCGCACCAACCGGAGGCUCCGGUACCUCUUCUUCUUCCACUGCAACUCCACCUCCUUCGUGGCGUCCAUCCUCGUCGUCGUCCUCCUGCUGCCGCAGCGGCUCAAGCAGAGCGGCUGGUGGCUGACGGUGACCAACAUGACGGUCGUGGUGAACCUAUUCGGCCUCCUGGGCGCGCACGCCGCCGGCUCCAGCAGGGGGUGGGAGACGUCCGGGUACGCCGUCGCGCUCGUCGUCGCCGCGCUGGCCUUCGCCGUGGUGCAUGCGCUGAUGGCGUGCUUCACCAGGAGAGGAGGGACGACAAGCAAUCCGCAGCCUGACACGAAGGAACAGGGAAGCGUUGGGCAUCAGCCACUUGGAGCUUCAGUGUGAUGAUUUGCUGCCAGUCCUCAGUCGUGAUGUACAAAUUUAUAUGCAUGUAUAGUUUGUGUGGUUUUUUUUUUCACCUGUGCGCGCUCUUUCAGCCUGUCUGUUUCCUGGUUAUUGUUACUUCUGCCAAGUCUUGUCUAGUUACUGUUUCGUCCCCUGUAUAAUUUUCUUAAUUAUACAGAAACGGUUACUGCUAAACUUAAUUAAUAGGCAUGUAAUGAAUUUUCUUUCUAUUA
Messenger RNA from Setaria italica (foxtail millet), 2968 nucleotides. RefSeq lists its product as uncharacterized. The record is from RefSeq and is a predicted model, not a curated record. The transcript has 3 exons. Bases 114 to 2735 code for a protein of 873 amino acids. Lineage: Eukaryota; Viridiplantae; Streptophyta; Magnoliopsida; Poales; Poaceae.